Molecule: messenger RNA, 444 nt
Organism: Salvelinus sp. IW2-2015
Lineage: Eukaryota; Metazoa; Chordata; Actinopteri; Salmoniformes; Salmonidae
Source: RefSeq, a predicted model, not a curated record
CGCAUGGUCCCUUCCUUGUUGUUUCUCUGAACUUCACGAAACAGUGGAAUAAUUCAUUGAUUCUUCAAACAUUGACCAGAGAUAUUAUUAGCGAUGUAUCAUCAACCGGUACUGAAGAACCGACGAACUCUUCUGGAACGAGCUGAGAAAUUCAUAUCUGAGAUUUAUUUCACCGACUGCAACCUUAGGGGAAGACUAUAUGGAGACACCUGUCCCCUGGAGUCCAUCUCCUCCUCUCUGUCACAGCAGCGGAUCCCAUUCCUGGAAGCCGUCAAACAGAACUUUCAGCCUUAUCAAGUUGGGGAGACCUUUGGACCUACAUGGUGGACAUGCUGGUUUAAAGUAUCUCUGAGGAUCCCAGACUCGUGGAGAGGGAAGCAGGUCCAUCUGAGCUGGGAGAGUGAUGGAGAGGCCAUGGUCUGGAGGGAUGAGCAGCCUGUACAG